AUGGUGAAAGAACCUCCAGAUAAUCGACCAGAUAUCUUGUCUGGAAUAUCAACAGAUAAUUUGCUUCCAGAGUCAUUCAAAUCGCAUAAAAUCUGUGUAGGAUGUAAGGCAUAUGUUAUUAAGGAUAAAACAUAUCAAAAAGCGGAAAUUUUAUCGCUUCAAACACGUAAAAAUCAACAAUAUUUUUAUGUCCAUUAUCAGGGCUUUAAUAAACGUUUAGAUGAAUGGGUGCCUCUUUCUCGUAUUGAUUUUUCUAAAGAAAUAGAGUUUCCACGGGUAGAUAAGUCUAAAAAGAUUAUCAAACCAAAUAUACAAAAAACAGAAGUUAUAGAAGCAAAAGUAGAAAACAAAACAAGUAAAAGAUCUCGUAGUGCAUAUGAAGAAUCAUUGUCAGAUGACAUAGUAGUAAAUUCAAAAACAACUAAAGAAAAAGAAAAUAAAACACCUAUGUUAAAGUCAGAAAAUGGUGAUCAAGAUGUUCAACAUACCCAGGAAGAUGAAGACGAUAUUGUAUUCGAUAUUGAUGUAGCUGGUAAAACAAAUGGCGUUAAUACUGGCGUAGAAAAAUACUCUAAAACAACAGAAAUUGAAAAAUUAAGAACAUCAGGCUCUAUGACGCAAAAUGUUCAUGAGAUUUCACGUGUUAAAAACCUUACAAUGAUACAGAUAGGUAGAUAUGAAGUUGAACCAUGGUAUUUUAGUCCAUAUCCUAUUGGAUUAACAGAACUUGAUUUAAUUUAUAUUUGUGAAUUCUGUUUUUCAUAUUUUGGAUCUAAAAAACAAUAUGAAAGACAUAGAACAAAAUGCACUCUGCAGCAUCCUCCAGGAAAUGAGAUUUAUCGUGAUGAGCAUAUUUCUUUUUUUGAAAUAGAUGGACGAAAACAACAUACAUGGUGUAGAAAUCUUUGCUUAUUGUCGAAAUGUUUUUUAGACCAUAAAACACUCUAUUAUGAUGUAGAUCCUUUUUUAUUUUAUUGCAUGACUACGCGUGAUGACUAUGGAUGUCAUUUAAUUGGUUAUUUUUCAAAGGAAAAGGAUUCGUCUGAAAAUUAUAAUGUUGCAUGUAUUUUAACUCUACCACAAUAUCAACGAUUAGGUUAUGGAAGAUUGCUUAUAGAAUUUUCAUAUGAGCUUUCUAAAAGGGAAGGAAAACUAGGAUCACCAGAAAAACCCUUAUCAGACCUUGGUUUACUCAGUUAUAGAGCAUUUUGGGCAGAUGUUGUAAUUGAUCUUUUAAUGAAUACAAGAGUUGAAGUUACUAUUGAUGAAAUUGCUAAUAAAACAUCUAUGACAUCCCAGGACGUCUUACAUACGAUUCAAAAUCUCAAUAUUCUUAAAUAUUAUAAAGGGCAACAUAUUAUAUGUAUAUCCGAAGUUAUUGAACAACAAUAUGAAAAACACAAAAUAAAACAAAAGAGAAAAAUCAAUCCAGAUGGUCUUUCUCAUUGGAAACCCCCAGUUUUUAAUUCUACACAGUUAAGAUUUGGUUAUUAA
This is a messenger RNA of Pneumocystis jirovecii RU7, 1494 nucleotides long. RefSeq lists its product as uncharacterized. The transcript is spliced from 3 exons. Bases 1 to 1494 code for a protein of 497 amino acids. Gene Ontology annotation, biological process: regulation of DNA-templated transcription. NCBI's taxonomy places the organism in Eukaryota, Fungi, Ascomycota, Pneumocystomycetes, Pneumocystales, Pneumocystaceae. Gene Ontology annotation, molecular function: histone acetyltransferase activity. The record is from RefSeq and is a predicted model, not a curated record.